ACACGUAACAACUGUUGCGCAGACAUUACCGAUGUUUGUCUGCGCGGGAAAACCCCAGAUAACGAUAUUAGCCACACAGACGACAGAAAAUAUAGCUAUUGAGACGGGCGUGUUGGAAGAUCGUUCAUUGAUUCUACCGACACAGACGGAGAAACCAAGAUGAUUCACAUCUUCACGAUAAAACGUACGUAAGCCUUUAAUCAUCAGUAGUGUUUUGAGGAAUGGACGAGGACAGAGGAGAAAGGCGUAGAGGUGGACACAGAGGGGGAAGAGCAGGAAGAGGAGGAGGAAGAGGAGGAGGAAGAGGGGGAGCAGAUGGUAGAGGAGGUGGUCGUAGAGGUGAUGGGGGAGGCGGGGAAGAAGGAGGCGGCAGAGGAGAACGACGGCGAGGUGGAGCACGAGGAGGAGGUCGUAAUGACGGUCAGGGUAGAGCUCCGCGUCCGUGGAAAACUCGCCUAGGCUUUAGGAAACUUACCGAGUUACAACAUAAGGAGCCUUCUGAUAUUCUUAUAUCAAUAGCUUACUCCGACAGUGGCCUCCAAGAGGGAUUGAAUGACGCUACACUCAACGGGGACUUUGUCACACUGUUCCUAAGGUGUAUAGCUAAGGCCUGUCAGUGUCAGUCCGCUCCGGCAAAGAUCAUACAGCUUCUGACUCUGAUACACAAUUCUACUUUCAUUAAUACCACACUUCCAGCUUUCAUUACAAGAAUGAUGUUGGAACAAUCUCCAAACAGACAACGAGAAUUCAAAGAGCCUCUUCACGACUCCAUAUGUAUCAUUUCAGAGAUCGCCCGUCGGAGUCCUAGCUCAAUAACAUCUGUCUUUGGUGUAAUUGGGAUUCUGGAUACCGUUUUAAAAACACUUCGAGCGACGACCGAAAUCAUAGACGAUGAUUUGUUAAAGGCUUUUGAUGAUUGUUGCACGCUGAAAGACCAAAUGCUUGAGGAAGUGCAGAAAAGAUCAAGAAGGAAAGAAGGAACUGCUGUGAGACAUGAUGAGGACGAACCUCCGGAUAACUUUCGUGAAAUUUCCGUGUUCCCUGAAAAAUCUGAUAUUCAGAUGGAAGAAGGUCCGUUUCUGCGUAGGAACAUCAGAGAAGGAGCUUUCAAAGACCUUGCCCAUUACCUCGACGUCCAGUUCAGACUCCUGCGGGAGGACUUUGUGGGACCUCUACGAGAGGGAAUCAUUGGCUAUAUAACAGCAGUACAGACUGGAAAAGAAAAACGUUCAAACGAAAUGCGUGUUUAUCAUGACGUCCAGGUGAUAUGCCCGAUCGGAACUAAUAAUGGGCUGUGUCAUCGAAUCUGUUUCGACGUCAGCAGAAUGCAGAAUGUGAACUGGGAGUCGAGUAAGCGUCUCAUUUUCGGUUCUUUGAUUUGUCUCUCAAGUGAUAACUUUAAAACGUUAUUGUUCGCAACCGUCGCUGAGCGAGACGCCAAAAAACUCAAAGAAGGAAUUUUGGACAUUAAAUUUGAAGGCAUGAGUAGGAGAACUUUCAAUUUGGAUUUCAACAAGAAAUAUGUCAUGGCAGAAACGGUUGCAUAUUUUGAAGCUUAUCGACACGUCCUUAAAGGCCUUCAAAACAUCAAUGAAGGCGAUCUUCCAUUUGAAAAGUACAUAAUUAAAUGCAACACUAAAAUGCAAGCUCCCCUUUACCUCAGGCAAAACCAAGAUGCAAAACUGGACUUGCGACCGCUCGUAGAUGAUCAUUUUAUAUUAAGGCAACAGGCACUUCCACCUCUGGCUAAAGAAUUCAGUGACAAAGCGGCCGUCGCGAGGUCGGUAGAACCUAAGGGUGUGUGGCCUAGCUCGGAGCUGUUACAUCUUGAUCGAUCUCAGUUUCGUGCUGUUAAGCGAGCACUUACCAGUGAGUUUGUCCUCACCCAGGGUCCUCCAGGAACAGGCAAAACCUAUAUCGGACUUAAGAUAGUGAAAGCUCUCCUCCACAACCACGCCCUUUGGAACACCAAUCUCGAAACACAAGAGCCAGACUGCAGGCCGAUGCUUGUAGUCUGCUAUACUAACCAUGCUCUUGAUCAGUUCAUCGAAGGCAUAAGCUCGUUCUUCAAAGGAUCCAUACUAAGAGUCGGUGGAAGGAGUUCCAGUGAAGCCAUGAAACAGUUCAAUUUGAACAGUAUGCGCACCCGAAUGCGGGAGAAACGAGAGGUACCAGAGGAAAUACACCGUGGAAGGAUGAACGCAAGGAGCGAAAUGAAAGACCUCCAAGAAGCAAUAAACCGUAUAUCGGGUUCCUUAGAAAUUGCUAGCCGAGAGCUUUUAAACGAAGAUGUGCUAGAAUCGUUCAUGGGGAGAUUUUACGCAGAGAUCGUUGAUACAGAACACAUGUUCAACUAUUUCGACGAAGGGUUUUCAACUCAACCAAGAAAGAAACACGCUGCUGUAUUGGACUGGCUCAGUAUCGAUACCCUUGCAUUUGGCGAAAAUGAGCAGAACGCAGAUUGGAGGGGUGAAGAAGGCCAAGAUGCUUUUGUUGCUGCUGCUGCCGCAGCAAACGUAGAAGUCCAACAUCAACCGCAAGGUGGGGCACAAUUAAACGCCCACGCUAUGGUAUUACCUGUAGCUCAAGACGAUGGAAACGAAGAGGAGGAAGAGUUCGUCGAUGUUUUGGAUGAAGUAGAUGCUAUGAUCGCUCAGAGGGAAAUCGAUGAAGAUCUCGACGAUGUUUAUGACACAGAAAUGGAAAAGGCGGAACUUGUGAUGCUGAAGAUAAACUUGAACAAGAACACUGUAGCAUUGAAUGUAACCAACUUGGAUGAAAAGGACGAAAACCGAAAUAAUGGUUGGCAGAUGACAAAAAAGCAAAAGAAAAAUCUGAAAAAACGAUUACGAAGAGAGCUCGUAUCAUUAGACAGAAUGGAUGAAACGGAAAUCGACACGAUUUAUGACGUUUGGCAGUUGAGCCUGAAAGACAGAUGGCGACUAUACAGGUAUUGGAUUAACCAGUUCUCAGUUAAGAUGAGGGAGAGAAUCAGAGAAAAAGUUCAAGAAUACCAAUCUGCAUGCGAUCAGCACCGAGAGAUUUUAAUGCAUGAGGACAAGGGAAUUAUCAGACGGGCGACCGUGGUCGGAAUGACAACCACUGGGGCAGCAAAGUACCAGACAGUCUUGCAGGAAAUUGGUCCAAGAGUGAUCGUUGUAGAGGAGGCAGCAGAGGUGUUGGAAGCGCAUGUAGUCACAACACUCAGCAGACACUGCCAACAUCUGAUCCUCAUCGGAGACCACAAACAACUCAGGCCAAAUCCAACAGUCUACAAACUCGCUAAAGAUUACAAUUUAGACCUGUCCUUGUUUGAAAGGAUGAUAAAAAAUGACAUUAAGCUUGAUUGCCUUGGACUUCAACACAGGAUGCGCCCGGAAAUUUCAAAGAUCAUGACGUUGAUAUACCCGGAGUUGCAAGAUCACAGCAUUGUAAAGACGUACGAUAAAGUCAAGGGGGUUACAUCCAAUGCUUUCUUCAUAAACCACAGUUUUCAAGAACAAGAAGAUAACGACCUGAAGAGUCACUCAAACAGUCAUGAAGCCAAGUACAUUGCUGGUCUCUGCAAGUACUUCCUGCUACAAGGUUACGAACCAGAGCAGAUCACCAUCCUCACGCUCUACUCUGGACAGCUGUUUACCAUUAAAAAGGAAAUGCCAAAGCAAACAUUCAGUGGCGUUCACAUUACCGUUGUCGACAACUUUCAAGGGGAAGAAAAUGACAUUGUUCUACUGUCACUUGUCAGGAGUAACAAUAACGGAAAAAUAGGAUUUUUGAAAAUCGACAAUCGAGUUUGUGUUGCAUUGUCUCGGGCUAAAAAGGGCAUGUUUGUUAUAGGAAACAUGGAUAUGAUGGCACAAGGAAGCAAGCUUUGGAAGAACAUUGUUUCUCAUGCACAGAAAGAGAGGAUGAUCGGAGAAGGUCUAAGACUUGUUUGUCAAAAUCACCCAGAAGACAAUGGACUCAUAGCCAAAGUACCUGGGGAUUUCCGAAAAGCUCCUGAGGGUGGAUGUAUGAAGCCAUGCCAGUUCCGUCUUGAAUGUGGCCAUACCUGCAGUAUGGUCUGUCACGUACUAGACCAAAAGCAUGAAAAAGUUCAAUGCAGAAAACGUUGUGAGCGUAAGAUUUGCACUAACGGUCAUAAAUGCAAAAAGAUGUGCUACCAAAAGUGUGGUGAAUGUCCAAUUCUUAUGCCGAAAAAGAUACCGCAAUGUGGUCACACACAGGACGUUCCUUGUCAAAUCGAUCCUAACUACUUCCGCUGUGAAGAAAGGUGUGAAGAAAACUUACCGUGUGGACACCGAUGUGCAGAGGCAUGUGGAGAGGAUCAUACAACAGAGUGUCAGAAACUUGUUCUUAAGUCCUGGCCAUCUUGUAGACACGCUGGAAUGGUAAAAUGCUCAGAAAAAGUCACGAAAGAGUGCGUUGAAGAAUGUCAAGAUAUCUUGGGAUGUGAACAUCUUUGUUCUGGAAGCUGUGGGUCAUGCCUGAUGGGAAGACUUCACAAAGCCUGUACAAUGUCAUGUGGCCGAACCUUAAUUUGUGGUCACGAGUGCGCGGAUCGAUGUUCUAGAUGCCCACCAUGCAAAAGAGUUUGUGAAAAUCGCUGCAUUCACAGUAAAUGCCAGAAUCGUUGUGGGGAACCAUGCGCACCUUGUAACGAGAGGUGUGAAUGGACAUGUAAGCACUAUACCUGCAUGAAUUUGUGUAAUGAACCGUGCGAGCGUCCCCGAUGCAACCAACCGUGCAAGAAGAGACUCGAAUGCAAUCAUAAUUGCAUAGGAAUGUGUGGAGAAAAAUGCCCUUCACUUUGCAGAGUUUGUCACAGAGAUGUUGUGACAGAAAUACUUUUCGGAGAUGAAGAUGAACCUGAUGCGAGAUUUUUACAACUAGAGGACUGUGGCCAUAUUAUCGAAGUCCAUGCCAUGGACACCUAUAUGGACCAAGCUUCUACUGAUGAGCAGAAUGAAAUUUUGGUAAAAGGAUGUCCAAAAUGCAAAACACCGGUUCGCAAAAAUUUGCGAUAUGGAAAUAUAAUAAAGCAGACUUUGAGGAAUAUCGAGCAAGUCAAACGAAAACUACUCGGCGACGAACAAAGAAUAAAAGUUCUUUUAGAUGAAAUCCCAGAUGAAAUAUCCGAAUUGGGACCAACGGAUAGCAUUAUCAUGAUGAAAAAGUUCAAAGCGAUACUAGAAGAGAAAGACAUUCCAAGUCACAACCGCAUCAAGCAACAUUUAAUCGGCAAACUCUGUGAAGAAACUCUAGUUACCGUCCAGAAUCAGACAGCUUUCCUCAAACGACUAAAUGAUCUUGGAAGAAAAUACAGGGACACAGUGCCAUCUUCAGAUUUGGAUGCCGUAUUUGAACAAGCAAAGGACCAUAUAGGCCGACUUAGGCUAUGGAUACUCAAACAAAGGACGUACUUCACACAACAGGAAACUACUGACGUUGUCGAUGAAAUACGUAGGCUAACACUCCUUAGAAACUUUCUCCUGUAUAAAACACAAAUUAGAAAUAGGAACGUUGCAUUGGACGACGACUUAAAGAGAAGAAUGCAGGUGGCAGAAAAGAUGCUUACCGAUGGAAUGAAGUUCACUGAGCCAAAGCAGAAGAAAGUUAAACACACCUUAAAGAUGCUUGAAGAAGUCGUCCCUAAAACAGGGCUUGGGAUUACAGAAGAGGAACGGAUGCAAAUCAAUAAGGCUAUGGGUAUGGGGGCAGGACACUGGUUUAAAUGUCCAAAUGGACACGUGUACGCUAUUGGAGACUGUGGUGGUGCAACGACGCAGGGGACCUGCCCAGAAUGCAAAGCGACUAUUGGAGGUGGUUCCCACACACUGCGGUCGGACAACGCAUUUGCGCCUGAAAUGGACGGCGCAGCUGCGCCAGCGUGGCCUACUGCACUGAUUCACAAUAUUGAGAAUUUCCGGUUAGACCAAUGAAGUGUUUUGACAAAAAAAGACGGAGAUAUAUACUGACAUUGAAAGUACCAUUACAUCAUAGACAGAAAUAUUGUUUUAUAUGUAUUCACUAUGUCAACGACUCCAGAUUCCUUUCCAUUGAGGGUUAUCAAUAUUUUGUUUUACUGAUUUUGAAUAUAUAUCCCAGAAAAUAAAUCAAUAGUAUAAUGUUGACAUUUAUUUGCUUUGAAGAGCCAUGUAUAGAAUAUGUUAUCAUUUCGCAUUUAUUCUUUCAUUACUGAUCACUUAUUAGGUUUUUUUUAUAUAUCUUCUCGUUUUCACAAUGUGAAAUACAUCACUCAAAAAAUAUAAAUGACUUUAACCAAAUGGCAAAGAAUGACGUCAUAUCCUUAUUAUUCGUAGUUACUUCUAUAUUGCUGGAUUUUUUUUUAAUUAUAUUUUCCAACAUUUUAUGACAUAAACAUAUACAUACAAUGUACAUGGACGUCUAUAAUCGCCUUUACAUAAUGUACAUACGCUCACGUAUCAGUAUUCGUCAUACAAAUAUAUUAAAAAAUAAGUAUACAUUCACAUUUUUGAUAUGAAAAAAAACUUCCAGAUAUUAUUGUCCUGGAAUAUAACUGGAAUUAAAUAGCUUUAUUAGAUGUACUUUUUUCGAAUAAGCUGAAUUGACUUUUGCAUGCGUUAUCUAAAAUUGUUUUCAAUUUUUUUUUAAUUUUCUUUUUGCAUAUGACUGAAUAGCAUAUUUUUUGUGAUGUUAUUGUUAUCUGAUAUAUGGGAUUUUUGUGUGUGUUUUACCUACUACGGUUAAAGAGGAAUGAAAUUUGUACCCAGAUGUAUAUAGCGAAAAUAUUGUAAUGUUUGUAUAAUCAAACCCGUAUACUAAAACCACGUUUGGGAAAGCCAACUGGUUAUUAAGUGUAUGUAUGUGUUUUUUAAAUUGUGUAUGUAAGUUAACAAGAGUAUUGUAAUUGGGCGUUUUAUAAGCGGCGUCAUACAUCCAAAGUCUCUGAGGAUCGUGGUCUCUUAUGAGCAGAUUUGAUUGAAAUACUGUAUGUAACACGUUACACUGUAUUCAUACAAAUUCAUUGCUUAUUGAAAAUAUUACUUGAUUUUUUAUUUUAUAUGAAACUAUAAAAAAAGUUUUUUUUCGUAAAUCAUGUACGAAUGUGGCUUAGUGAGUUGUAUUUAGCGGUUUAUAGUCGAGACACCGGUGAAACAGACGUUUUCGAAAGUUCGCAACAUAAGUUUUAAAUUCCUGUUUGUGUUAAAAACAAACCUAGCCUUUAAGGCUAUUUAGUUUGCCAUAUACGUGCUGAAGUAUACAAUCGUGAUUACUUUCAUAAAUCUCGUAUAAAAGCUAAUAUCAGAUUAUGUUUAUCACAUAACAAAAUAUCGAUAAAUGUCUUCAAGCCUUUUGUCGUCAUUAUGACAUCACAAUUUUUUUUUAUAUAAACUCAGUGAUGCAUUGAAGUUGUGACGUCACCCUAUUACGUGUACAAUGGGAAACUCCUGUCAAUCUCAGCUCCACAACGUAUUAUUAAGCUUGCGUUUAAAACACAAGUUUCUGAGCUGAUUUUUCAUUCUUGUUUUAAAUAACUUUGCUCAUUAUGUCUUAUGUUGAAUUACCGUGCAUCCAAAUGUGAUAAAAUAAUCACUAUAUAACCAGAAUGUGUAUUUUGAAUGUGUAUAUUUUUUUUUAUUUUUUUUCAACCUGCAGAUACGUUUUUUUUUAAUUAUAUAUCGUUUAAAUCACAUUCUCAAUAGAAAGAUUUGCUAUUUUUUCAUUAUGUUUCUCACUAAUUUUGAAAUACGGAGUUGCGAGCCGUGAAUUUUCUAGGCACCAAAAAACUAAGUGAACUAUUUGUAAGUGUAAGAUCAUUGUAAAUAUGACAAAGACUACUGAGGCUAUUAAUCAAGUCUAAACUACAAGAUAUGCCAUAGAUAAAUUGAUUUAUUAACACAACGUUAAACGUCUCAUAUAGUUUUAUCAGAUGAUAACCUAAGCAUAACAUUUUAUCGUUUUGAAGCGCUAUCUAUAUGGUUUGUAUACCUUUAUAAAUCCUGACACAUACCCACUGAACCAUAAAGUCAAUCUUUGAAGCGUAACGUUUUAUCAUUCAAGCUUACUGUACAGAGCUUUAAUGAUACUGUUUGCAAUAAUUGACAUAACAAUGUAAACUUUUGACCUCCCCUUAAUUUGAUUUUUGAAUAACUAGCACAGUAUGACCAGGACCUCCAUUGACCAGGUAGCUCGUUGGUUAGAGCGACGGUGUAACAAUCUGAGGUCCUGGGUUAGAAUCCAAGUCUUGCCUCGCUGAAUAGCACGGAACGAUAGUCUAGUGGUAGGACGCCGGGCUCGUGACCGAAGGGGUGCGGGUUCGAGUCACGGCAAGGCACUGUGUUGUA
Molecule: messenger RNA, 8330 nt
Organism: Mizuhopecten yessoensis (Yesso scallop)
Lineage: Eukaryota; Metazoa; Mollusca; Bivalvia; Pectinida; Pectinidae
Product: NFX1-type zinc finger-containing protein 1-like
Exons: 3
Coding region: 222-5942 (1906 amino acids)
Biological process (GO): regulatory ncRNA-mediated heterochromatin formation
Cellular component (GO): nuclear RNA-directed RNA polymerase complex
Molecular function (GO): helicase activity
Source: RefSeq, a predicted model, not a curated record